GGAUUUUAAAAUGAAAAUGAACGUAAUGACCGUUUUGUUAUUCGUACAAACGUAUUUUUACUGAAAUUUAAAAAAUUGAACUUUAAUGACCGUUUAGUACUAAGUGACAAAUUGUUUGACUGUUUAUCAUAACUACCAUAAAAACAUUGAAACAUAAGUGGUACCUUGUUUUCAGAUACACUCUUGAAAAUAAUCACCACAGUUACAAGAAAUGAAAUUCUAUUCACAAACACAAUCCAUACCAAACAAACAAGCCGUGAAGCAGACAUCUUUCCUGGAAAAUGUAGGUUACUUGGAAUCUAAUUGUUUGUAUUCUCACUGUAAAAAAAAAAAAAAAAAAUUGUUUGUACUCCAAAGAGUGAUUGAAUGAGAAGCCCGCGGCCACAAACGGCGCCGUCUGCAGGAUGUUGGUUUCUUUCUUUUUCUUUUUCAGUUGCCGAGUCGCUAUCCGUUCGUCUCCUUCUUCUUGCGAUAUAUACCCAAAUAAAGUUAAGAGCCUUGUUCUGCUGUUCAUCGGAAGUUCCAUGCUUUUGCUUUGUCUGCUUCUGCUGCUGAAAGAAACGGAAUCUUAUGCAAAACUAAGCCUGAAACCAAAGCUUGCAUCUGCUCGGGUCACCAUUCUAGGUAUCUUUGCCUUCUCGCUUCUCAUUUCAAUGAUCAGCCUCUAGGCUAGAUCUCUAAAAUACCUCACUCGCUUCUUUUGUUUUGCUAUUUAUUGUUUCCCUGCCAUGGCCACUUCUUGAACUUACGAGUUGGGUAGUUAUGGAGUUUCUACUAAGUUCGUGUUAGAAAGUUGGUGCAUUGUUAAUGGAAGUUCAGAUCUCGCCUUCUCCUAACUCUGCAGGUGCUUACAAUACAUGCAGGAUCUCUCUUCUACUUUUAUAGCCUUUAGGCUACCAAGUUUGUUCUGCAGUCAUGUUUGCCGUUCUUGACCUUAAUUUGAAGGGAAUAUAAAUGUGGUUUGCUGGCAAUUUUAUUUCUUUUUGUGGUGGGUUUGAUUUUUGGUGGGUCUAGGGUUCUGUGUGUAGUUCAUAUAGCUGCUGUUGGAAGUUGGUGGCAUCUCUAUAUGCUGAGAACUGAAGUUUUGCAUCUCUCCAGUCCAGCAGUUUAUGCCAUUUUGCCAGCAAGUCUUAUCUUUUCCUUUUGAUGGUUAUGCAGAGAUUAGAGUCCUGGAGUUGUCUCAUUAACCCUUUAACCAAUGGGGAAAUCUCCAGGGAAGUGGUUGAAGUCCUUGAUUCGUGGGAAGAAGUCAUCAAAAUCUAGUCUUUCGAAAGAAAAGGAUGUUAUAAAACCAAAUUAUGGAGAGCCAUUAGUUCCCUCGAAGGCACCUUUAACAGAUUGGGUAGGAAAUCCUGAAACACGCACAGUUGCUCAGUCAGUUCCGGGAGUUGGAGUUGGCAGUGGAGUGACUUCGGAACAUGCUGCAAUCACCGAGCCACGGGCUGAGAAGGUUGCUAUUGUUUGUGAAAAGGAAGGUGAAAAUGGGAGUUCGGCAACAAGUUCAGGUAAUGCUUCUGAGACAGUGAGGCUUCAGGAAGCUGGAGUGGUGGCACAGGCAGAUGUUAGAGGCGAUCUGGACCCUCAUGAAUCUGAAGAGCAAAGACAUAUAAUAAAGUUGCAGGCAGUUAUCCGUGGCCAAUUGGUCAGAAGGCAAGCUAUAGCUACCUUAAAUUGUGUAUUGGCCAUUAUAAAGUUUCAAGCACUUGUUCGAGGUCAAACUGUUAGAUGUUCAAGUCUUGGAAUUGAAGUGCAGAAGACUAUCAGCCUUGAGAAACUUCUGGCUUCAAAUGCUGCUCAAGGAAAUCCUAAAUGCACAUUAUUAGGACAGAAAUUUGAGAAUGCGUUUGUUAGAAAGCUUUUAACUUCAACAGCUACCGCAAUGCCUCUAUCCCUCAAGUAUGCUCCUGGGGAACCCAAUUCAGCCAUGAUGUGGCUGGACCGCUGGACAAAGUCAGACUUCUGGAAACAUAUUUCACAACGGAAGAUCAAUCUAGAAUCAAACUCCAGGACUAAGCAAGAUAGUGUACAAAAAGUUGAAACUCAACGAGGCAGACAAAAACAAGCUGCCAGAAAGUCAUCUAGUCUUAAUGUUGCCAAUGGCAUACAUGGGAAGCAUUUGGAGUCCAACAAACCAAAACGCAAUCCUAGAAAGUCUGCUAGCCCUACUGUAGAUGCGGCUGACAACAAGCAUCCAGAAAAAGAAAUAGUUAGGGUAAAACACACUUCGAGAAAGGCUUCUGGACCUGCAAAAGAAGCUGUUGAAAGAGUUGAAGAUAUUAAGCCAAAGCUCAGUUCAAAGAAGACAUCUGGUACUUGUGCCCUUGAGGCUUUAGAGCAGCUGGACAGCCAUGUUUCUGCUGAUGUGGCAAAAGAUGUUCCAGUAGAAGUUUCAGGUGAAGAAGCUGAUGUAAUCCCAAGUACAAAACUGAACACCACAGAGGAUAUGUCAGCUCCAGAGGUCAAUGGGGUACUUACUAAUGUCGAAGAGAACAAUAAUGUACUGUUGGAUCCACAUGACGGGCUUACAGGAAGCGAGAACCUGAAAACAAGCCAAAGAAGAGCUUCAUUGCCUGCCAAUACUGACCAACAGGAGAAUGGUGGACUUGGGAUACCCAAACGUCCAAGUUAUAUGGCACCAACUGAAUCUGUGAGGGCUAAGCUGAGAGCCCAAGGAUCCCCAGUGUUUGCACAAGAUGUAGUUGUGGAGAAGGAUGGUACAGCAACUAGACGACAUUCGCUGCCAUCUUCCAUCAAUGAGAAGUGUGCGUCCAUGUCACCAAGAGCUCAUAAUAGACCUGUCCACUCAGCAAGUAAAGGGUUUAUCAGGAGCGACAGAUCUCUAACCACUUCCAGAGACGGCAGUGUUUCAGACAGGAUGAUUAGACCCGAGUGGAGAAGGUGAUUUGGAAGGAGUUGUGUUCUGCAUGGAUGCUACUACAUCGUGCUUGGGAUUAAAGAGAAAAAGCUGUCGAGUUGAAUAUGUUCUGAGGUAGAUGUAAUUAGAGGUUGAUAUGUGAAGCAUUUUGUGUUUAUGUUUGUGAUUAUGAUGUUUAGGGUGAAUAGCUACUGGCCUUAACAGAUGCUAAAACAUCAUGCUUGUCUUUUGUUUGUCAUAUAUUAGAUGUUUUUGACAGAAAAACUUCCAAUUUCAAAAUCUAUUAUGUUUUCUGGGAAAAGGUUAUCUUUAAAAUCACCAUUUGCCUCCACAGUAUCAGUGAAUAGAUGCAAAAAAAUGGGCGAGAUGAGAAAAUUGUGGCGCAAUGAACCUGGGGUGUAACUUCACUUCUCUUGAAGGGAGAAGAGAGAUUUGAACACGAGACCUUUAGAGGACGGGACGAGAAGAUCAUUUGAUGAAGCAAAUGUUUGUUGAGACCUCUCUCUCAAUCUAAUCAUUGUCAAAUGGCCUCCUAGAGUUCCCCCAAACACUUCAGUGGGUCAAAAGACUCUAAAGUCCCCAAUGAAGUGGUCAAGGGAAC
Linum trigynum is the source of this 3476-nucleotide messenger RNA. Lineage: Eukaryota; Viridiplantae; Streptophyta; Magnoliopsida; Malpighiales; Linaceae. The record is from the annotation of a GenBank genome assembly.